Molecule: messenger RNA, 1019 nt
Organism: Cuscuta campestris
Lineage: Eukaryota; Viridiplantae; Streptophyta; Magnoliopsida; Solanales; Convolvulaceae
Source: the annotation of a GenBank genome assembly
GGCGAUGAAGAAGGACGGCUUCUACUGAACCCGGGACCAACUCACUUCCAAAUGGAGCCACAUCAACAAAAAAGUACGAAAUUUUAUGGGAGUAUACGAGGAAUGCUCCCGGUCCCAGAGGAGCGGCAUGAACGACGCCGAUGUUCUCCGGCUUGCCACGACCCGAUAUCAAGACGACGGGAACCAAGGCAAGGUGCCCAUCGAUCUUUGGGGGAUUUUGAGUCGUUCCCCGAAGUGGCAACAACUCAACAAUCCCGACGGCGGAUCAUUCCGGAAAAGAUCCACCGUCGACCCCGAGGUUGAGGUCGACGAGACCAUCAGAUCUACCGAUCAAAUCCCUUCCUUCAACGUUGCGGCUUCCGAUGACGAGGACCCCAUUCCACGGCCGAUCGGAAGAAAGAAGGCAAAAUCCAUUGCCUCUGGUUCGGGAGGGUCCGCAUCUAUUUCCGCUUCUCCCCGCGACGAAAUCGGCCGGGCAAUGGUUGAACAACUUCGGGCGUUCAAUCUCCAGGAACAAGAGAGGUUGAAGCUAAAGGAGAAGGAGUUGAAGAUAAAGGAGCAGGAGGCCGAGAUGAAAGUCAUGCAAACCGACCCCGGGAUGUUGUCGGAGUUUGGACUAAUUAUCUACGAGCAAAGAAUGAGAGAGAUCAAGGAGAAAUAUAAUUUACCUUAGUUUUUUUAUUAAUAUCUCCCCAGGCCUUCAAACCCUGGGUACGGUCGAUUUUGCUUGUAGAUCUCGCAGAUCUCCCGCUGCUGCCCGCCGAUUGUAGAUGGCUUUCUUUCACCUUGGGCCCAAUAUCUAUCACAUGACAUGGAAAGUUAGCCUCCUGGUCGAUGGCAUAAUAUGACAUUGACUUUUAAUGUCAAAACCCCACUGGACGUACAAAAGAUUUGGGACCAAGGCAGUAAUUAAUUUUCCAAAAUGAAAAAUGAAAAUUCUUAACUUGGAGAAACUCCACGGAUCCAGGCUUUCAUUUUUCAAAAAAAAAAAGUGAAUUACAUAAAAGGUCCCCAAUUAU